AUGGCUACACCCUUUCCCAUUCCUCUCACCGCUGCUCAGGUCGGGACUUACUUCGUCAGACAGUACUACCAUAUCCUUCAGAAUCAACCCGAGUUCGUUCAUCAGUUCUACUCAGAUGCUAGUACCAUGCUUCGUAUCGACAGAAACGCUAGAGAAACUGUCGCCGCAAUGCUCCAAAUCCAUGCACUGGUUAUGUCACUCAGCUAUACUAGAAUUGAAAUCAAGACUGCACACUCUUUGGAUUCUUGGAGUGGUGGUGUUAUUGUGAUGGUUUCUGGACCUGUGCAAAUUAAGGACAACUUGCGGAGGAAAUUUAUGCAGACGUUCUUCCUUGCACCCCAAGAAAAAAGGCAGUCUUGUUAG
Lathyrus sativus (Indian pea) is the source of this 363-nucleotide messenger RNA. The record is from the annotation of a GenBank genome assembly. NCBI's taxonomy places the organism in Eukaryota, Viridiplantae, Streptophyta, Magnoliopsida, Fabales, Fabaceae.